Molecule: messenger RNA, 1535 nt
Organism: Vitrella brassicaformis
Lineage: Eukaryota; Vitrellaceae
Source: the annotation of a GenBank genome assembly
UACAAUUUUGGACAUGCAGAGUUGGGUGUUGGUCAUGUGCUGACUGACUGACAAGUAGAUCUUGCCUGUUUGUGGUGUACGUCAUGGUGUAUUGAAAUGGCAAUUAAUGGCAAUUCUCCCCGUUCACAAAGUUUACGCAUGCAAUUCCGUUGAGACGCCCUGUGGGCCACCUCAAUCCGCUUGUUGAGAUGAUGCGCUCAACAGUCAUGCUCUCCCUGACGCUCUUGUUGGUCUCAUGCGUCACCGCCCAAGAGUUCCUCUUGUGAGCCGAGAGAGGAGGGAUGCAUCCUCUCCAGGUCCAUCGUGUCUGCAUUUUGAACUCCCUGUGCAGCACUGAGCCUGACGCUCCCCUUCACAAGACCAAGGAGCGGCUCAAGAGCCUCGCUGCCAAGUCGGUCUUCGAGGACGAUGCAGCCUUGGGUCAUGCGCGAGGCCUGCAAGACGUGAAUGACACGACAUCCAACACGACAUCUGGUGACUUCGAGACCGUGUUCAACACUCCCGCUGACGACGGCUUCGAAGCCACGCCGCCCAAGGACUUCAGUGAGCCAAGAAGAGGAGCAUGGCACCACCAUUCUCUCCCAUGACGUGCAGGCAUUUCCGGCUGCUGGUCCCGUUCUGACCUGGAGGAUGCGGCCUUCGAGGUCAACCAGGUUCGUGUCCGAUGCUGAGUGACGUGGGGAUACCGAUGCUCUCAUUUCAUUAAUGCAUUGCUCUCCAGGUGCACGGCCACAAGUACUUUUUCGUGGGCGGAGAGAGCGGCGUCCUGCAGGGCGACAAGGUCAUGUUCAGAGGACAGGUACGUCGACGAACGGCAUGAGCGGGCUGGCGUGGGCGACCUCUGGAUGUGUGGAUAUGUGUGUGUGUGUGUGUGUGUGUGUGUGUUGCACCCAAUGACUGCAUGUAGGUGGGUACAAUCACCGCGUCUGCUGACGGCGAGAGGGCCACCCAGAUAGACUUUGAGACCCACAGCUGGGUGUACGUCUCGGAGCAAUGCGAAAUCAACGUCUAGACUGACCGACUGACCGACAGACAGACACCCAUACCAACCAUCUUUUUCUUUUCAACUGCAUACGGACGGCAUACUCAACGCAGCGCUCUCUCUUUUUGCAUCUGUGGAUGUGUGGAUGGAUGGAUGGAUGGACGCCUAAUUGGUCGGCUCACUGCCUCCCUCCCUUCGUGUGUGUUGUGAUGUAUUCUACCUACACCAUCUAUGUGUGCCUCCCAUGUGUGUGUGUAGAAAUCGCUUUGUAUGUCCAUCGCCUGUUUAGGUGUGUGUAUGUUCUGUCUGUCUGUCUGUCUGUGCGUGAUGGGUGCGGUGCAUGGUUGUUGCCCAGGCAUUUUGUAAGACUCGCUAUCCUAGUGAGUGACGGGACUUUUGUAAUCCGGCUGGCUGGCUGGUCCAUCGACGGCACUUUUAACGUGAGGAGCGAGAGCGAGAGCGAGAGUGAGAGUGAGAGAGGCAGCCGUGUGUCCAGAGACGAGAUAGACAGGACGACAGCUGCUGCACUCCCCUCCCCUCCCCUCCUCCCCCC